Molossus molossus (Pallas's mastiff bat) is the source of this 2273-nucleotide messenger RNA. Its product is annotated as zinc finger protein 615-like. Gene Ontology annotation, biological process: regulation of DNA-templated transcription. The record is from RefSeq and is a predicted model, not a curated record. The transcript has 4 exons. NCBI's taxonomy places the organism in Eukaryota, Metazoa, Chordata, Mammalia, Chiroptera, Molossidae. The coding region runs from base 141 to 2186 and encodes 681 amino acids.
CGGCCACCGUAGACGGAGCGGGACGGGGCAGAAGUUGAAGCAAUUCGCUGAAGUAGCCCGUCUGCGCUCUCCCGAUGCAGCGUAUAAAGUGAAAAUGAGCAAAAAAUAGAAGAUUUCUUCUAUAUCAUCAGAAGGACAUCAUGCUAUUAAACAGCAUGGAGUUGUUAGAGGAAUCCCUCACAUUUCACGAUGUGGCCGUGGACUUCACCUCGGAAGAGUGGCAGUUCCUGGACCCUGAUCAGAAGGACCUGUACAGGGACGUGAUGUUGGAGAACUUCAGCAACCUGGUGUCAGUGGGGUAUCAAGUCAGAAAACUAGAUGCGCUGUCCAAGUUGAAACGAGCGGAAGAACCAUGGACAGCACAGGGUGAACUUCACCGUCUAGUCUGUGCAGAAAUCAUGAAAAAUGAUGAUCCUCUGCAGUAUCACCUGCAAAAUGAAAACACUCAGAAGAGUGUGGAACGAUGCUGUGAACAUAAUAGAUUAGGAAAUACUGUUAAUCAGAGUGAAGGUCAUUUCUUACUCAAGCAAAAUCAUGAUAUGUUUAAGAUACGUCAGCAACCUUUAAAAUCAAAUUUAUGUUUUGAAAACCAAAACAGAAACUGUAACCUAACCAAUUCUAGUGAAUUGAAUGGAGACGGGACAUGCAUUCUGCAGGGCAGCCAUGCACAGUUUUACACUCAAAUUAAAUUGCCUGUUAGUACGAAAAACAUCAAUAACAAUUCCCAGGUUAUUAAGCAACAGCGAACUCACAAAAUAGAGAAAGCCCACAUAUGUAUUGAAUGUGGGAAAGCCUUCAUCAAAAUGGCUCAGCUCGUUCGUCAUCAGAGAGCUCAUACCAGAGAGAAACCUUAUUUAUGCAUUCAAUGUGGAAAAGGCUUCAUUGAGAAGUGUCGUCUUAUUGCACAUCAUCGAACUCAUACAGGAGAGAAACCAUACAUAUGUAAUGAGUGUGGAAAAGGCUUUGCUGCGAUGAACACUCUUACCACACAUCAGAAAACUCAUACAGGAGAGAAACCCCAUGGAUGUAGUCUAUGUGGGAAGACCUUCUCUACAAAGUCUCAUCUCAAUAAACAUGAGAAAACCCAUACAAGAGAGAAACCUUAUAUAUGCAGUGAAUGUGGAAAAGGCUUCAUUGAAAAGUGUCGUCUUAUUGCACAUCAUCGAACUCAUACAGGAGAGAAACCAUAUAUGUGUAAUGAGUGUGGGAAAGACUUCGCCUUGAUGAACACUCUUACCAGACAUCAGCGAACUCAUACAGGAGAAAAACCAUAUAUAUGUAAUCAGUGUGGGAAAGGCCUCAGCAGGAAGAAUCUUCUCUUCAAACAUCUGCAAACACACACAGGAGAGAAGCCUUAUGUAUGUAGUGUAUGUGGAAAAGGCUUCACCAUGAAGAGUAAUCUCACUGUACAUCAGCGAAUUCAUACUUUAGAGAAACCAUACAUGUGCAAUGAAUGUGGGAAAGGUUUCACUGUGAAUAGUUCUCUGAUUUUACAUCAGCGAACUCAUACAGGAGAAAAACCCUAUGUAUGCAGUGAAUGUGGGAAAAGUUUCACUAUGAAGAGUUCUCUGAUUUUACAUCACCGAACUCACACAGGGGAAAAACCCUAUGUAUGUAGUGAAUGUGGAAAAGGCUUCCGAGUGAAGAGGCGGCUGAUUUUACAUCAACGGUCUCACACAGGAGAGAAACCGUAUAUAUGUAAUGAGUGUGGGAAAGGCUUCACCGGCAAGGGUCUUCUCAUCAAACAUCAGAGAACACACACAGGGGAGAAGCCUUAUGUAUGCAGUGUAUGUGGAAAAGGCUUCACUGUGAAGAGUAGUCUCACUGUACAUCAGCGAAUUCAUACUUUAGAGAAACCGUAUAUGUGCAAUGAAUGUGGGAAAGGUUUCACUGUGAAGAGUUCUUUAAUUUUACAUCAGCGAAUUCACACAGGUGAAAAACCCUAUGUAUGCAGUGAAUGUGGAAAAGGCUUCCCAGUGAAGAUGCAGCUGAUUUUACAUCAACGGUCUCAUACACGGGAGAGACCUUAUAUUUGUAGUGAAUGUGGGAAAGAUUUCAUAAUGAAGAGUCAUCUCAUCACACAUCAGCGAAAACAUACAGGAGGGAAGCCGUAUGUAUGUAAUGUAUGUGGAAAAGGCUUCACCAUGAAGACUUAUCUCACUUUACAUCAGCAAACUCAUACUUAGAGAAACUUUAUACAGUAAAAUCUCAAUAUAAUGCACUUAUUUGGGUGAGGGGAUAUCCAUUAAAGUCAAAAGUCCAUUAUAUAAUAA